Molecule: messenger RNA, 1626 nt
Organism: Brenthis ino (lesser marbled fritillary)
Lineage: Eukaryota; Metazoa; Arthropoda; Insecta; Lepidoptera; Nymphalidae
Source: the annotation of a GenBank genome assembly
AUGGCUGGAGUAGAGUUGAUCCUCGCCACGAUAUGCAACGCGAGCUUUUGCGAUAAUGUCUUUGAUAAUCCGCUUCUGGAUUCUCAACUCACUGCGAGACAAGAGCAAUUGCAGAUUUUAAAGGAUGAGGUUAAUGGCAAGCACCUGAAAAUUGCAACGCUUAAUAAUUAUCCACUAAGUUGGACGGAAAAGCUUGAAAAUGGCACAAUCGUCGGUCGCGGAGUGGCUUUCAUUAUCGUGGAUAUUUUGCGUGAGAGGUUCAACUUUACAUUCGAAAUUGUAUUGCCUGAAAAAAAUAUUGAAAUGGGAACGGGUCGAAAGCCAGAGGAUUCCGUGAUCAAUCUUGUAAACAGCAGCAAAGCAGAUAUGGCGGCCGCUUUCCUGCCUGUCCUUGUAAAGUAUAACAAGUUUAUAACAUUUUCUAAUGACCUCGAUGAAGGCGUGUGGAUGAUGAUGUUGAAAAGACCAAAAGAAUCGGCAGCAGGGUCUGGUCUUUUGGCACCCUUCGCUACUUAUGUUUGGUAUUUAAUCCUCGCAGCAGUUUUAUGUUACGGGCCCUGUAUCACUUUGCUCACUUGGCUCCGCGCUAAAUGUAUUAAAGAUGAGGAAUAUCACAUAUCUCUAUCCCCAAGCGUCUGGUUUGUGUAUGGAGCUUUCAUCAAGCAAGGCACUACUUUAUCUCCUGAAGCCAAUACAACUCGAGUACUUUUUGCAACGUGGUGGCUAUUCGUAAUACUUCUGUCCGCAUUUUACACAGCCAAUCUCACAGCUUUUCUUACUCUGUCUAAAUUUACACUGGAUAUUGAAAAUCCCAUAGAUUUGUAUAAGAAAAAUUAUCGAUGGGUCGCUACUGAAGGUGGAGCCGUGCAGAAUACAAUUAAAAGCCCCGAUGAAGAUCUGUAUUACCUAAGUCGAAUGGUAGCAAACGGACGAGCGAGGUUCCGCACGAUUCGCUACAACGAGGACUUCCUCCCGUCCGUGGCGGGAGGCGCAGUGCUUGUCAAGGAACAGGACGCCAUAGAUAACUUAAUGUAUAAUGAUUAUUUGAGGAAAACUAAGGAAGGUGUAGCAGAGACCGACAGGUGUACUUAUGUGGUCGCUCCAAACGCUUUCAUGACGAAACGAAGGGCAUUCGCCUACCCUAGGAACAGUACGUUGAAAAUAUUAUUUGAUACUGUACUUUCCUAUUUAAUACAAUCUGGUAUAAUCAAAUUCCUGGAACGCCGAGACUUGCCAAGCACUAAGAUCUGUCCUCUCGACCUGCAAUCCAAGGACCGUCAACUGCGGAACAGCGACCUUUUGAUGACGUAUUUGAUAAUGAUUAUUGGUCUAGUUGCCGCUAUAGCUGUUUUUAUUGGGGAGAUCGCAUUCAAGCGCUACUUAUAUAAAAAAUCUACUAAGGAAGACCAAAGCAAGCCGAUUAAAAGGCAAAGGAAUACAAAUACUCGUACACGUUAUGACGACAGCCGACCACCACCAUACGAUUCUUUGUUUGGGAAAACAAAGAACAAGUUUAAUGAUUCAGAGAAAAGAAUUAUUAAUGGCAGAGAAUAUUAUAUUGUACAUAACACCAACGGGGACACACGACUCAUCCCUGUCCGGACACCAUCGGCCUUCCUCUAUCGU